GUCGAUUGAUCUUCUGUCCAAGAUCUGUCUCUCGCAACAUGGGCAACACAACCAGUAUAGCAGGGCGUGAUUGCCUGAUAUCUGCCCUGGGAGGCAAUUCAGCCCUUGCGGUUUUCCCAAACCAGCUUCUUUGGACUGCCGAUGUCCACGAAUACAACCUCAACCUCCCGGUUACUCCAGCCGCCAUCACGUACCCGGAGACAGCAGAACAAAUCGCCGGCAUAGUCAAAUGCGCCUCAGACUAUGACUACAAAGUGCAGGCACGCAGUGGAGGCCACAGCUUUGGAAACUAUGGCCUCGGCGGAACAGACGGAGCGGUAGUAGUCGACAUGAAACACUUCAACCAAUUCUCCAUGGACGACCAGACAUACGAAGCAGUCAUCGGACCCGGCACGACCUUGAAUGACGUUGACAUCGAACUCUACAACAACGGGAAACGAGCUAUGGCGCACGGCGUUUGCCCAACCAUCAAAACAGGCGGACACUUCACCAUCGGCGGACUCGGCCCUACCGCGCGUCAAUGGGGCCUUGCCCUAGACCACGUCGAAGAAGUCGAAGUGGUGCUGGCCAACUCGACCAUCGUCCGGGCCUCUAAUACUCAGAAUCAGGAUGUAUUCUUCGCUGUCAAAGGCGCCGCAGCCGACUUUGGCAUCGUGACCGAGUUCAAAGUUCGCACCGAGCCGGCCCCGGGUCUCGCGGUCCAGUACUCGUAUACCUUCAACCUGGGCAGCACUGCCGAGAAAGCCCAAUUCGUCAAGGACUGGCAGUCGUUCAUCUCGGCGAAGAACCUCACCCGUCAGUUCUACAACAACAUGGUCAUUUUCGACGGGGACAUCAUCCUCGAGGGACUUUUCUUCGGCUCUAAGGAGCAGUACGAUGCCUUAGGAUUAGAAGACCACUUCGCGCCUAAGAAUCCAGGCAACAUCCUAGUUCUAACCGACUGGCUCGGCAUGGUCGGGCACGCGCUGGAAGAUACCAUCCUCAAGCUAGUCGGCAACACCCCGACUUGGUUCUAUGCCAAGUCCCUGGGAUUCAGACAAGACACGUUGAUUCCAUCUGCCGGAAUUGACGAGUUCUUCGAAUACAUCGCCAACCACACCGCCGGCACGCCAGCCUGGUUCGUCACUCUCAGUCUGGAAGGCGGAGCGAUUAACGACGUCGCCGAAGACGCAACCGCGUACGCUCACAGAGACGUGCUCUUCUGGGUCCAGCUCUUCAUGGUUAAUCCCCUCGGCCCUAUAUUCGAGACGACGUACGAGUUCACCGAUGGACUGUAUGAUGUGCUUGCGCGCGCGGUGCCAGAGAGCGUAGGACACGCAUAUCUGGGCUGUCCAGACCCAAGGAUGGAGAAUGCGCCGCAGAAGUAUUGGCGAACGAAUCUACCCCGGUUGCAGGAGUUGAAGGAGGAGUUGGAUCCGAAGAAUACGUUUCAUCAUCCACAGGGUGUUAUUCCUGCUUAA
This is a messenger RNA of Aspergillus costaricaensis CBS 115574, 1460 nucleotides long. Its product is annotated as FAD-binding oxidoreductase. Lineage: Eukaryota; Fungi; Ascomycota; Eurotiomycetes; Eurotiales; Aspergillaceae. The record is from RefSeq and is a predicted model, not a curated record. The transcript is spliced from 2 exons. Gene Ontology annotation, molecular function: FAD binding; oxidoreductase activity. Bases 39 to 1460 code for a protein of 473 amino acids.